Molecule: messenger RNA, 489 nt
Organism: Moesziomyces antarcticus
Lineage: Eukaryota; Fungi; Basidiomycota; Ustilaginomycetes; Ustilaginales; Ustilaginaceae
Exons: 2
Coding region: 1-489 (162 amino acids)
Source: RefSeq, a predicted model, not a curated record
AUGAGGUCCCAGCGUUCAUUGGGCUUGUACAGCCUUGCACUCGUCGUGCUCGCGUUGUGCGCAGCCGUCUCGGCGCAAAACCCCGCUUCGUCGACACAGGCACCAGCGUCCACAAAUGCUCAAGCAAGUGGUAGUGCAACCGCGCGCCCAUCAGGAUCUGGUUCGGCAGCGCCCACAGGAUCGGCAUCCAUGAGCGGAAACGUCACGAUGAGCGGAAACAUGACGGCAUCCUCCAACUCCACCUCCAACAUGACUUCCACCAGCACAACCCCCACCACUUUCCCCAUCGCCACCGUCCCCACCACUGGAUACCUUGCAGGCACCGCGGCGGCACCGGCCCCCGGCGGUGGAUCUGGCGCAAGUGGUAGCGGCGCUGCCGGUCCCGAUGACAGUCACAUUGUCAGCGCUGCUCAGGUCCUCCGUUCGUCCGCCGCGGCCAUCUCGGCAAGCAUGCUCGCGCUGGGUGUCGGUGUCUGGGUUCUGCUCUGA